AAACCUGCAAAAAUGCAAAUAUAACUAAAAUCUGCUAAAAUCCCUGCUUGUUGAGUUGUUGACUCCAGGUGACAGUUGUCAAUUUUGUAUAAAAGAAAUAUUUCUGGAAGUUUUACACGUAAUUUUAUAAUAUAGAGAAUUCGAUACGAAGUAGCAGACAAAAAUUUAAGGUUUCUAAUUAAAUAAAUAAAAGAAAAAUUAUAAAAUGGCUCAUUAUAAGGGAGCUGCUAGCGAAGCAGGAAGAGCUAUGCAAUUAAUGAAAAAACGUGAACAAGCACUUCAGGAAAUUGAACUACGUAAAAAGAAAAUUGAAGAGGACUUGAAGAUUAAUAAUAUUGAAAAUAAAUUUGCAACACAUUAUGAUGCUGUUGAACAACAACUUAAGAGUUCCACCAUUGGUUUGGUGACGCUGAAUGAAAUGAAAGCAAAACAAGAAAAUAUAGUGAAAGAACGAGAAAAAAAAUUAGCCCAAAAACAAGCCGAAAAAGAACGAGAAAAACAAAAAGCCUUAGAAGCUAAACAAGCUGAAAAAAAUCGACAAAAGAAACAAAUUCAAGCAUUAUCAUUUAGUUUGGAUGAAGAUGAAACUGAAGAAAAUGACGAUGAUGGAGAUGACAGUAAUAGUAAAGAAUCAUGGAUAGAAAAAAUACCAAAUGAGGCACCAUUGCCACCACCAAAAAAGAAAAUACGUAAAAAUCCGGAUGUGGAUACAAGUUUUUUACCAGAUCGUGAAAGAGAAGAAGAAGAAAAUCGAUUACGUGAAGAAUUACGUCAAGAAUGGGCUGAAAAACAAACGAAAUUAAAAGAAGAAGAAAUUGAAAUUACAUUCAGUUAUUGGGAUGGAUCUGGACACAGGCGAACUGUUCGAAUGAAGAAAGGUAACUCCAUGUAUCAAUUUUUACAAAAAUGUUUAGAAUUAUUACGAAAAGAAUUUAGCGAAUUGAAAACUGUAAUGGCUGAUCAAUUAAUGUAUGUUAAGGAAGAUUUAAUUCUACCGCAUCACUACACGUUUUAUGAUUUUAUUGUGACAAAGGCUCGUGGAAAAAGUGGUCCAUUAUUCCAGUUUGAUGUUCAUGAUGAUGUUCGAAUGGUUAGUGAUGCUACCGUUGAAAAAGAAGAAUCACAUGCCGGUAAAGUUUUGUUGCGAAGCUGGUAUGAACGUAAUAAACAUAUAUUCCCUGCGAGUAGAUGGGAACCGUAUGAUCCAACAAAAAGCUAUGACAAAUAUACAAUUUCUGAUAAAACUAAAAAAACUGUUCCUUAGUCACUUAAUUGUAAACUUUUUAAA
This is a messenger RNA of Chrysoperla carnea, 1288 nucleotides long. RefSeq names its product protein FAM50 homolog. Bases 206 to 1264 code for a protein of 352 amino acids. Gene Ontology annotation, cellular component: nucleus. Lineage: Eukaryota; Metazoa; Arthropoda; Insecta; Neuroptera; Chrysopidae. Gene Ontology annotation, biological process: chromatin organization. The transcript has 6 exons. The record is from RefSeq and is a predicted model, not a curated record.